UUGUAGUAUGACUAAUUCACGUCAACCGUUAUUAAAAGAACCGGCAUAUUGAGUCGGCUCAGUAACGAACGCCACAUUACAUACGAUGCUGCUAGCACACCAGGAAAGCUAUUUUUAUUUGUUGUGUAAGCUUUCAGCACGUUAGUAUUCAAUUACGGUUCUUGCAGCUUUAACCACAUUUAUAUUUUCCCGAAGUAUGCAGCCAGGUGAAAAGUUAGAAAAGGUCAUUUUUAUUGAACCGGCUUCAGCAUGACAGAAAGAACAAGCAAAGACAAACCGAGGCGAAGCUUGUCAUUGAAAAAGAAGAAAGGCGAUGCUAAAGCUGGGUCUUCUUCUACAACGAAAACCCCGAUCACCAACUUCUUCAGCAGCCAGCCUCCACCGAACCUGGCCUGUCCCCUCUGUGGACAAUUAGUCCCAAGAUUCAAGAUCAAUGAUCAUAUCGAUUUGCAGUGUCAGAACUUUGAUAGAGGAGACAGCACUGCAGCUUCUGGAGGUAGGAAUGAUUAUUCAGGGGUCCAGCUGUCACCUGGAGGCAGUCUGUCAAAGUCCCCUGAGACGGACCAGAAAGAGGACACCAAAACUAAAACCAGUCCUUAUUUUAAGAAGAAUAACUCCCAGCAAACUCCACGGGACAUAAACAGUAAAACUGUGGUCAGAACCAUUGACCUAGGAAGUCUGUCUUCAAAGUUAUCCAGAAAAUAUCUCAAGAAAAAUGCAGAAAUUAGCAACACAUCUGAUCCGAUUAGCUCCGCGGAGUCGACCAGCAGCUCCCAAAAGGAAAAUGUCCAGACAUUAGAAGACAACAAUGACUGUACUUCAGCAGAGACAGAAGCUCCAUCACCUGUAGAAAAACAAUCAGAUCAAUCAGUGAUUUCAUCUAAACAGCCACCUUCACCUGCCAAGCAAACGAAGAGAAAGAAGAAAGCCACGUUUAGCGUCAAGGGAUCUUUUAUCAGAAAGAAAGCGAAAUAUGAAGGUAGCAGUGGAGAGGCAUCGUCUCGUCUUGAUCCAGAGGACACAAAUACAGAAGGACAGGAAUCUGACAAGCCUUUCAGUUCAGAGGAGUUGUCUGAGAAGAGGGAUGCAGAUGUAAAGGUAGAAACCGCUGAUGCCCAAUCACUUCCCUACUACCUGCGUAACUUCCGGACCGUGCUGCACGCGGUGUUGGAGAAUGAGGACGACAGGAUGCUCUUCAACCAGGAGGACAUGUCGGCCGUACAGGGAUUUCAGAGCUUGUCAGUUAUGGCUCAGAAGCUGUAUGUGAGGCUCUUUCAGAGGAAACUGAAGUGGCUGCAGGUAAAUAAACUGGAUUAUGGAGAGAUCUGCAGUGAUCUGGGAUCUGUUGCACAGGAACUGGCUCAAAUAGGUUUUCUACAGACAGAAAAGGACCUCGAGGAUCUUGUGGAGGCUCUGGAUCUGCUGCCGGCUCCUGAACUCAAAGCUCUUGCUAAAACUUUCCAUCUGGGCAGUUCUGGCACCCAAAAACAGCAGCUGGUCGACGGGCUUCUCCGUCUGAGCAGGCAGAAGUCUUUCUUCUCUCCGGCCUCCAGUCAGAGCAAAGUUGGGACAGUUAUUCUGAAACGGGCGAAGCAGCUUGCAGGCUCCUGUGUGCGUCUGUCUCGCGGGCCUCGGGCCGUCUUCUCCCGCAUCCUGCUGCUCUUCUCUUUGACGGACACGAUGGAUGAGGAGGAAAUGGCAGCUGGAGGUCAGAAUCAGCUUUUCACCAUCCUGUUGGUGAACUCGGGUCGUCUGGCGUUUCCGGACUACGCCGUGCAGCGAGAGGCCAAAGUGUUUCGAGAUAGAGAGGAUCUCAUCAGGUAUGAAGCGUCCAUGCGUGCCCUUAUAGAGGUCACCGUGGCGAUGCAGGGGGGUCAGUGGGAUCAGGCCCUGCAGCUCUACACCUCUGCCAAAAAAACCUGGAUUGAGCUCAACAGCAACCAUGACCUGAGUCACCAGGAAGAGCUGCCAGUGUUCCUCCGCAGCUUCACUACAGGAUGGUCUUACACACGAAUCUUAUCCAGAGGAGUGGAGAUUUUACAAAGGCUGCGUCGCUAUGAGGAAGCAGUAGAAGAGCUGCAGGCCCUACUAAAGCAGACCGUUUACUGUCCUGACAGCCGGGGCCGAUGGUGGGACAGGCUGGCUCUGAACUUUCACCAGCACCUCAAAAAACCGGAUCAAUGUUACCACACGAUGAGUGUAUAUCCUAUUAGCGCUAAAGGCUACUGUGCCAAAGUCGUUGCAGUUUAG
Messenger RNA from Xiphophorus hellerii (green swordtail), 2250 nucleotides. Its product is annotated as fanconi-associated nuclease 1-like. Gene Ontology annotation, cellular component: nucleus. The record is from RefSeq and is a predicted model, not a curated record. The transcript has 8 exons. Gene Ontology annotation, biological process: interstrand cross-link repair. The coding region runs from base 250 to 2250 and encodes 666 amino acids. Gene Ontology annotation, molecular function: 5'-3' exonuclease activity; 5'-flap endonuclease activity; flap-structured DNA binding. Lineage: Eukaryota; Metazoa; Chordata; Actinopteri; Cyprinodontiformes; Poeciliidae.